CCCAACUAAAAACGAUUUACUCAAAUAUAUUAAACUUUCAUCUUUGCUUUAUUGCAUAAAAUUUCUAAUAUCUAGAAAAACACUUCACACUUGUUUACAACAUGAGGUACUUACAAAUGUUCAACUCUAAUACCUAUUAAACAAAGGUUUUGUGACAUCGUAUUUUGAUAUGAGAUGAAAAGGAUUUUAUUUCUUUUAGUAUGCUUUAUGUUUUUUGAUUCGUGUGGGUUGAUAAAAAUAUUUAGUUAGAAUAAAGGAAAAUAACCUAAAAUAAAAAAAAAAAGUUGACAAAAACAUUACUUAGUGUUUGUAUCCAUAAAACUUGAAAAUUGACUAAUACUUCAACCCUUCUCUCCUAAACAAAAACAUGUGAAGUAUUAUAAGAUAUGGGUGGGUGGAUUUGGUUUACAUUGGGAUUAGGGCAAAGGGUAUUGACAAAAUAAUCAUAAAGUUUCUAUUAAGAGCAAGUGGGUAUGUCUAUGUGGGAACCCCCGGGGUAAAUGUGGACACUAAGGGCAAGUUGUCUUCCCAUUUAUGGAAUUUAAUACAAACACGUCGUCACUCAUUCAUUAUUACACUUCUCUUUUCUCCUUUCUCCUCCCAACUUUAUUGAACAUCCAUAGAGAAAAUAAGAUGCAAACAUUUUGUAAAUUUUAAAUGUAUCAAUUUAUUCUCUUUCGAUCUAAAAACAACACAAAGUUGGGUCUCUACAAAUGUUUCCCUUUGGAUGAGAAAACAACAAAAGAAGGCCUAUGUAACAAUAAACUAUAAAGGUCAGUACCUGUGAUGAUUAGACCUUUGAAUAUAUUUGUGAAACCCACUCUUCUUCUUCUAUCACUUUCACCGGCGAAGAUACGGAGAGAACGGCGUCGUUUCAUCUGAAGCUCCGUAAUUUCUUCAUCGACCAAGAAGAUGAUUAUUCAGUUUUCUUCUUCCCAUUCACACUAUUAACACUCUGGUCAUCUUACGUUUCUCUAUUUUGUGAUGUUCGAAAAUUUCAGUCAUAGACGCGUGCUAUUAUUCACCAUCCUCUCUUUUUCUACAACUAAUAUCUGACUUUGUCGUGCCGUCGGUUGAUUUUGGGCGAAGACUUCUGACCAUGGAGAACGAUAGAUGGAUAUUGAAGUUGCUUAAGUUUGGGUAGCGUUAUGCAACAGAUGACGAAGAGCCUUCAUUUAAUUAUCGCCUCAAUUUUGACUGUUCAAAUAUAGAUUAUGAAGAGUCAAAGAGUCAAGUCGUUGUAAUGGCUGGUCAAUUGAGCGUAUAUUGGAUUUCUCCAUUUCAUCGAACCGUAUUUUCCCAUAGACUGCGUUGUAAAUUUCUGGAGGAUGCCCCCACCUUGAUUUUUAUUCUCUUUUCGUCCAGUUUCAUGAAGAUUUCCCUACCUGGCUGGAAACCCUAGAUAUCAUAAACAGUUCUGAGAGGUAGAUUUGGGAUUCGAGGUGGGUUUAUUUUCCCUGGUAAUACGAAUACUGAAUUCUAUAUGGCGUCAUUCUGUUUCGUUUUGUCCUUUGUUCUCUCUCAUCUAGUGGCACUUUCGUUGGCUUGGAAUGAUACCAGAUACGUUCAUCCAAUUUGCACGCCCUUCGAAUGUGGAAAUCUGGGCCUCAUAGGAUUCCCUUUUAACAAUAUGUCGCUGACUGAUUGUGGAUUUUACACAGUUAAAAACUGCUCGGGACAGCCUAAAAUCCAGCUCAAUCGUGGAAAAGAAUUAUGGUUUGAUGUUACUACCAUUUCUCAGGCCAAUGUCAUCCAUAUCAAUGACCAAGAACUUCGGAAGCGAAUAAAUGCUCGCAAUUGCACUAUUCUCGAUGAUCUAGCUCUUCCAAUAUCUUCUUUGUCUUCUUUAUCCACAGAUAACAAUCUUACUAUGUAUUAUUGUACAGAAAAACCUAAAGACGCUUUACCUCUUUUCAUCAGUUCAUUUAAUUGCCCUGAUUACUACACAUACCUCAACACUAGUGCUUCACCCAACUGUCUCACUUCCAAGUCUAAAUUUGUUGUUCCAGUUCGCCCCGUUGGUCCCAAUAACUCAAUUGUUGUGUUUACUUCUGAUUUCCAACUUCAAGUAACCAUAUCCAUUCCUUGUCAACAAUGUUUUCAUAGAGGAGGCCAAUGCUCGGAUACCCCAGGAUACUUCGUUUGUGAAGGUGAAAACACAAAAAGUAGAAAAGAUCAACUUAAGAAAUUGAAGAUUGCACUAGGUGCUGGAUUCUCAGGUGUAAUUUUGCUUUUGUUAUUAUUUGCUCUUUGGUACCGCAGAAGAAGGCGGCCUGCUCCGAAUAUCCUAACAAGGAAUAUAUCUUGUGAACCCUACUCAAAAUUUGACGUAGAUGAUGGUGGUGGUGUGUGCUUUGAAGUCCCUGUUUUCUCAUAUACCGAACUCGAGACGGCCACUAACAAAUUUGAUCGUGAUAAAGAACUUGGUGAUGGUGGUUUUGGAACCGUGUACCACGGCAAACUCCAUGAUGGCCGGGAAGUUGCUGUGAAACGUCUUUAUCAACAUAACUAUAGACGAGUAGAGCAAUUCAUGAAUGAGGUUAAAAUUCUCUCCCGCUUUCGCCAUAGAAAUCUCGUCUCCCUUUAUGGAUGUACUUCAAAACGCAGUCGGGAACUUCUCCUCGUUUAUGAAUUUAUUCCAAAUGGCACUGUUGCUGAUCAUCUCCAUGGAGAACAGGCAAGUUCUAGCUUGCUUACAUGGCCUAUUCGGAUGAACAUUGCCAUUGAAACAGCAAGUGCUUUAGUUUAUCUCCAUGCUUCGGAUAUCAUUCAUCGUGAUGUGAAGACUACUAAUAUUCUCUUAGAUAAUAAUUUCUCUGUCAAAGUUGCUGAUUUUGGGCUCUCUAGAUGGUUCCCAAACGAUGUUAGUCAUGUCUCAACUGCUCCUCAAGGGACCCCUGGUUAUGUGGAUCCCGAGUAUUACCAGUGUUAUCAGCUUACAACCAAGAGUGAUGUUUAUAGUUUCGGCGUCGUAUUAAUCGAGCUUAUUUCGUCAAUGCCAGCUGUUGAUAUAACAAGGCAUCGACAUGAGAUUAACUUGUCUAACUUAGCUGUGAACAAAAUUCUAAGACAGGAAAUUGACGAGCUGGUCGAUCCAUGCCUUGGGUAUCAAUCGGAUGAAAACGUUAGACGGAUGAUAAUGGGAGUGGCCUGGCUAGCUUUUCUAUGUCUGCAGCAAGACAAGGAAAGAAGACCUACAAUGGAAGAAGCCUUAGAAACUUUGAAGAGGAUUGAGAAUGGGGAAGAAAGUGAGAAUUUGCUAGAUAACAGUGCAUUGUUGAAGAGCUAUAAUCCAACUCCUUCUCCAGAGUAUGAUGAGAUUCAAUUGUUGAAGAACAAAACGCAGCAGUUGUUGUCCCCUACUUCUGUUGCUGAUAAAUGGAUAAGCUCAACUUCAUUUGUUAGUGCUUCAACUUCAAUAUCAUCUAAGUCCUAAUUCUUUUUUUCUUCUCUUUUCAGUUUAAUGUUAGAAGUUCAUAUUAUUAGGGUGUAGGAAAGAAAUAAAUCACUGCCCUCCUUACAUAUUUAACACAUUAUUAUGCAUCUGUGAAUGGUUUUUUUUUUGUAACCUACAUACAUUCAGGGUAGGGAAUGUAAAUAAAAAUGAUUGAAAAUCAUUCAGCUGUAGAAACCAAUGUUUAUACACUUUUUUUUUUUCUUUAGUUAGAUAUUGGGCUUUGCAUUUUUGUAUGGGACUGUCAGCCCAAUGUUAUAAAGAACCAUUCCUCACAUAGAAUGACAGAAGGGACCAAUCUUGUACAUUUUUUUA
Cucumis sativus (cucumber) is the source of this 3769-nucleotide messenger RNA. Its product is annotated as LEAF RUST 10 DISEASE-RESISTANCE LOCUS RECEPTOR-LIKE PROTEIN KINASE-like 1.1. Gene Ontology annotation, molecular function: protein kinase activity; ATP binding; polysaccharide binding. Bases 1484 to 3436 code for a protein of 650 amino acids. NCBI's taxonomy places the organism in Eukaryota, Viridiplantae, Streptophyta, Magnoliopsida, Cucurbitales, Cucurbitaceae. The transcript has 4 exons. The record is from RefSeq and is a predicted model, not a curated record. Gene Ontology annotation, biological process: protein phosphorylation.